AUGGGCCAGGCGAUCGCCAUGCAGUCUGCGAUCUUGCCAGCGGAGUUCCAGCAUAUGUUCUCUCGAAUGUUCGAUGAUGCGCCCCAGAACGACUGGAAGGAAGUCGAGAAAGUGAUUCGGGAGGACUUUGGAAAGUCGCCCGAGGAGGUCUUCGGCGUCUCAUUUACCGGCGAGUCUGGUAAAGGUGUGAUGGAGCGCAAGGCGCGAGCCAGCGCCAGCGUCGCACAGGUCCACUGGGCUCGUUUGCAGGACGGCAGUGAAGUCGCAAUCAAGAUUCAAAAACGGGAGAUCGUACAGCAACUAGCCUGGGAUCUUUGGGCUUUUAAGGUUGUAACAUUCAUCUACAGCAAAAUAUUCGACAUCCCCUUCUACAGUCUCGUCCCAUACAUCAGCGAGCGACUGUCACUCGAGACCGACUUCGUGAAUGAAGCAGACAACUCAGAGAACAUGGCAAAGCUGGUGGCUGGAGAGCCCCGCUUGCGUGAUCGUGUGUACAUCCCCCGGGUAUACCGCGAAUUGAGCUCUAAGCGUGUAAUGACCGCCGAAUGGGUGGAGGGCGUGCGGCUCUGGGACAAGCAGGCUAUCACACGACCCUGGCGUGGAGGUUGGCGAGAGGGCAGUCCAGGCUGUCACGGAACACCUCUAGAUCAACCCGGAACGCCUACAGACCACAGACCCCGGGCAGGGAAGCUCAAGCCAGAGCGUGACUACUGGCGAGGCCAGAACAACCGCGGUGGCCUAGGACUCUCCUUGAAGGAAGUGAUGACAACUAUGGUCGACUUGUUCUCCGCCCAGAUGUUCCUUUGGGGAUACGUGCACUGCGACCCGCACCCGGGCAACAUCUUCAUUCGCCGCAAGCCGUCUGGCCAGCCGGAGCUGGUUCUGAUUGAUCAUGGCUUGUACAUUCAUAUGGAGCCUAACUUCCGACACCAAUACGCACGGUUCUGGAAAGCCCUCAUGACCUUUGACAAUCGUACGCUGGGCGAGAUCGUCAAGGGCUGGGGUGUGAACAAUCCUGAUAUCUUCGCAUCGGCCACUCUGAUGCGCCCAUACAGCGGGGGUGACUUGUCAACCAAGCGGGGCAUCAAGGGACUUAGCAAAUCUGAGCGCGCGGAAAGAUCCUACGAGAUGCAACAGGCGGCACGCAAGGCCAUCCGGGAUAUUCUAGGCGAUGAAACCAAGUGGCCGCAAGAGCUGAUCUUCAUUGGCCGCAACUUGCGCAUUGUUCAGGGCAACAACCAGUUCCUGGGGUCGCCGGUGAACCGUGUUAAAAUCACAGGAAUAUGGGCAUCGCGUGCGCUGAUUGAGUCUCCUGAUCUCUCGCUGGUCGAGAAGGUGCGCAAUCUUGGUCGCCAUUUCGUGUUCCGCGUGGUCCUGUUUAGUACCGACGUAUUCUUCUAUUUCACUAAAGUGCGCCAGUUCCUACGUCUGGGUGGAGGUAUGGAAGAUGACCUCGAGGCCCAGAUGCAGGGCAUGGCGAAGGACAUGGGUGUCGAGCUGAACCACGAGGUAUUCGAAGGAUAG
Messenger RNA from Penicillium brevicompactum, 1524 nucleotides. Its product is annotated as ABC1 kinase family protein. Bases 1 to 1524 code for a protein of 507 amino acids. NCBI's taxonomy places the organism in Eukaryota, Fungi, Ascomycota, Eurotiomycetes, Eurotiales, Aspergillaceae. The transcript is spliced from 2 exons. The record is from RefSeq and is a predicted model, not a curated record.